Molecule: messenger RNA, 2850 nt
Organism: Rhagoletis pomonella (apple maggot)
Lineage: Eukaryota; Metazoa; Arthropoda; Insecta; Diptera; Tephritidae
Source: RefSeq, a predicted model, not a curated record
CCGGAGUUUUGUGGGAAGCCGGAAGAAUGGCCGAUAUUUUUUACCGCCUUCACCCAGUCAACUGCAGUUUAUGGCUACAGUUAUUUUGAAAAUAACCUACGAUUACAGAAAUGCUUGAAAGGUGAGGCGCGAGAAACGGUUAAAUCGCUACUCAUCCACCCAAAUAACGCGAACAUUAUCAUCGAGCAGCUUAAGUUCCGAUUUGGUCGUCCGGAGCAAUUAAUUCGCAGCCAACUAGCCCAGGUGCGAGAAAUCGCGCCGAUAUCUGAAAGUUCAAUGACAAAGUUGAUACCAUUUGCCGCGAAAGUUAACAACGUUUGUGCAUUUCUACAUUCCGCUUACGGAGGAGACCAGCAUAUCGCGAACCCAACGCUGCUCGAUGAACUCGUAGCGAAACUACCCAUGAGUAAGCGUAUUGAAUGGGCAGUUUUCGCAGCAUCCUUGCAUCCGUAUGCGACAGUCACACAUUUCAGUGAGUGGCUUACUAAAUUAGCUAAUGUUAUUUGCACGGUCAACGAUGGGGAGGCAACGCGAGACUCCAAACGCCGAGUUGUGUUGCACGCCGCCGAAUCACAACGCCAACCAAGGUGCCCAAUAUGCCAAGGCCAACAUAAGUUAGCCGAGUGUAAGCAGUUCAGCGAACUUUCAGUGUCAAAGAGGUGGGCGGAAGUAAAACGACGUCAUCUUUGUUUUGCGUGUCCCAAUGUUGGACAUGGAACGCGCAAUUGCCAACAGCGCAAACCGUGUGCCACAGACGGGUGUAAAAGGAUGCACCACAAAUUGCUGCACGAAGCAGAAAAUAGUGGCGUAAAUUCCCCAAUUCAGUCAACGCUUCCUCAGGAACGUGUCAGCCAACAGCAAAAUGAUACAGGAGCAGCUGUUCUUAGUUGCAGCAAUGGCACUGCUGUUAAUAAGCUCCUAUUUCGGAUUAUGCCCGUCGUGCUUUACGCGAACCAGAAUUGCGUCGAAACGUAUGCGCUCUUUGACGAAGGCUCGUCAAUAACAAUGGUUGACAGCGCUCUUAUUGACGAACUUGGGCUACACGGUCGAAAUCAGCGCCUGAAUUUACAAUGGUUCGGAGGACGUGCAGCUCAGGAGACAGCCGUCGUAGUGGAUUUGCUCAUAAGUGGUGCCGGCAUGCAAAAGAGGCACAAAUUACGAAACGUAUAUGGUGUAUCAAACUUACAAUUGCCUUCUCAAAGCCUGAACGUUACUGACAUGAGUUGCCGCGCCACAUACCUAGAAAAACUGUCAGUACAACCAUAUGCGCAUGUAAAGCCAAAACUUUUAAUUGGGAUCGACCACUGCCACCUUGGUCUGCCAUCGGCCACUGUGAAGAUGAAUAAGAAUGGCCCGUUUGCUGCUAAUACGGAGUUAGGAUGGGUGGUAUUUGGCCCAACAACCAACACACAUGAGUCCGUACCAUCCUGCUUAUUCACCAGUUGCCACACUGAUCUGUCAUUACAUAACGCGGUGGCUGAUUACUUCGAAACAGAGAACUUUGGAGUCAGGGCUGCCCCUCCAAUCGAGAGCGACGCUGAUGUUCGUGCACGAGAAAUCCUGAGGUCUACGACAUGUCGGGUUGAAGGAAGGUUCCAAACAGGACUACUAUGGAAACGUGCCAAUGUAGAGCUACCUAACAGCUACGCUAUGGCGCUGAAAAGGUUAAGAAGCAUCGAAGCAAAAAUGAAGCGCGACGCAGACUUCGCCACUGAGUACAAACGAAUUAUGAAUUCGUACACCGAAAAGGGAUACGCAAGAAAAUUGUUACCAGAAGAGGCCGCUUUGUUCUGCGCCAGGACAUGGUACUUGCCACACUUUGCCGUCACAAACCCUAACAAGCCAGGCAAACUACGUAUGGUGUUCGACGCUGCUGCUGAGGUGGACGGUGUGUCCCUCAACUCGCAGCUGCUGAAGGGUCCACAAGAGUAUCGGCCCUUGCCUGCCAUACUAUUCCAUUUUCGUGAAGGUGCAAUCGGCGUGUGUGGGGACAUCAACGAUAUGUUCCACCAGGUUUUGAUUCAGUGUGACGACAGGUGUGCUCAGCGCUUCCUUUGGCGUGAUGGUGACUCGUCAAGACAACCUGAUGUUUAUGAAAUGCGAGUGAUGACCUUUGGGGCCGCGUGUUCGCCUUGCGCCGCCCAUUACGUUAAAACGGUCAACGCAUUGGAGCAUCGCAAUGAAGUAAGUGGUGCAGACCGAGCUGUAAAGUCCAUAUUGGAUUACCACUAUAUUGAUGACUAUGUCGACAGCUUUGGCACGGAAGAAGAAGCACUUGACGUAUCUCAACAGGUGCGAACAAUUCACAUGAAGGCUGGUUUUGAACUUCGCAAUUUUACGUCCAACUCAUCGAAUGUGGUAGUCGCGCUUGGUGAUUUUCCACAUGAAGAUGAGCCAAGCUUCCAUCAGCUCACACCAGAUCAGAAGGUAGCAUUGCAAGAAGUUGUUCAGGAGUUUCCCUCGUUCGAAAGGCUAGGACUAGGUCAAACCAGUUUAGUGACGCACCGUAUAGACACGGGUGAUGCGGUGCCAAUUAAAACGGCUACUAUAGCGCUGCGCAACACCGGCAAUAACAACGCCCGCCACAUCAGCGGGGACAACAGCGCGCAACACCAACAGCAAAGCGCGCAACACAAACAACAGCAGCGCGCAAUACCAACAACAACAACGCGCAACACCAACAGCAAAGCGCGCAACACCAACAGCAGCGCGCAACACCAACAGCGCGCAACACCAACAGCGCGCAACACCAACAACAACAGCGCGCAACAGCAACAACCGCGCGCGCAACACCAGCAACAACCGCGUGCGCAACACCAACAACAACAACAACCCUCGCGGCUACCAUAG